UGGAUCUUGAAAAUGGAGGAGCAAACAUCAUGUUUGCCUAGGCAUCUGCUGAAAAACAAACAGCAGAAGCACAACGUGUUUACUAUUGUAUUUUAGAUUGUAUCAGUUAUAUCGAACUGCAGUUUUAUUAAAAUUGCAGUUUAAUUGUUUUUUACAAUAAUUACUAGAGUCUAGAUCUACCCUAAAUAAAAUUAUUUUAAUUUUGUGAGUGACUUCCAAAAUCAGUCACCUCACAGUUCAACUUUGGUGUUUUAAAACUUUUUUUAUUAGUUGAAUCAGCAUCAGUAAAUUAUUUCUAAAAUGGCUCUAGAAAGAGCAAAGUUGUGUGAAACACCUGUGUAUAGCAGCAGUAAAGUUAGGGGGCUUCCAGGCCUCCCUCCAUUGCCAGCAGAAGGGAGUAGGGAACCAUCUGAUUUGUACAAAAUUGUACUACGCAACAGUGAACAUCCUCCCCUAAUGAAAAGUACCUCCUGGACGCUAGCAGCACCAUUUAAAGAACAAAAGUAUGACAGAACACCAAGUGAAUCUAUAGCAAAUGUGUAUACACCUACUGCAAGCAAUCUCAAAUUGAAAGAUUUGCCGAAGUUGUACAGAACAAGGUCAAAGGUCUUUGAAAAUCUACCUGUUGUUGAAAGUGUGGAAAGAUUAAACAGUCCAAGAAAACUGCAUCCUUUACCUAAAGUUAAAAAGUUUGAAGAACAAGAAAAUACAGCACCCAGCCGACCUUUAACCCCAACAGAACAAAUUGAUGUAAUGAUGGCAGUACAAAAUGAGAAAAUAAAAAGGUCUAGAGAACCAACUCAAAGAGACUUAGAACGCUACUACUAUUAUAUCCGCAAAGGAAUCUCCCCAAACAUGCUGGCACCACAGCCAAGCCAGCAGUUGAAACAUAUUGAAAGAAUGGUUCCUCAAAAUCUUCUCUUAGCCAAACACCUUCAACCAAUGUGCCAGCAACUAAGGCUGGAAAUAGCUAAUGACUAUGAAAUGAGUGCACGUAAAAGUAUAGUUGACUACAUUUUACAAGAAGAAUCAGAGAAAAAAAGACUGCAUAUAGAUUGGAUACCAGAGUCCUUUCCUCAAAAGGUGAUUCGUGCACCUGUACCCUGGCACUCCACCUAUGCAGCAAAGAAAGCCAUUAAUGAGCAGCAUUUAUUUACAACUUGUUCGCUCAUGCUGAAGCUGCAAAACCUGUGGUUUAAUGAAUUUUGCCACCUGCGCUUUGUAAACGUAGACAGCCUGCUAGCAGCGGAUCUACCACUUCUGCCAGCGGAAUUUGAGUCUCUUGUCAAGACGCAGUGCUGGGAAGCUCACGAGUUUCUCAAGAAAACCUGGAUCCCGACAUGCGCCAAACUGUUUGUGGAUUACAAGGAGGUGUGGCAGGAUUUAGUACCACCUGGCGAGUACGACAACACAGAUAUGAUCCAGGAGUUUUUCUCUUGUGUUUCCUCUCUGAUGUCUCUACAGCUGCGCUCAAUGGUCAUCAACUCGCUGGCUGACUUUUUGAACUUUUUUAGACGUCAUGAGGCUGGCAAUGACUUUGGAGAAAACUAUGAUGAACUUGCUUACAUUGAAAAGCAGAUUAUGAUUGUCAGGCUAAAAAUAGAAGAGCCAAAAAUAAUCUUUGAGCCCACCUUCAGAGAACUAAGGGACAUAAUUCUCAGGUGCUUUUCCGAGAUCAUCGCCAGCGGUGAAGGGAUUUCCAGAGUGGAAUGUGAACUUUUUCCUGACAUGAGAGGUCAACGGCUUUUAUUGCGCUCUGUCAGAAUUGAUGAAAGUCUUGUUACAGACUAUGUGGAUAAGGCCAUGGAUAUAUUUAGAUUAAACAUCGCUGGACCACAAAAAUAUUUGAAUGAAUACAAAAGAUUUGCAGACUUAUUGAACAACAAAGCAGAUCAGGAUGUUUCAUCCUUCUUGAGAGAAAAACAUUCAAUAGCUGCUUUCAAAAUGAAGAUUGAUUCGUAUCAAGAUUUAAAAGAUGAAAUUGCUUCAAUGAGAGUAACUGCCCCUUUAAGCAUGUUUUGUCUGGACUGUGUCAACCUAAACCAUGACCUGUGCCACCGAGCCCAGCGCCUGCGAGAAAGACUUGUUGUGUUUGUUGUGGAUGAGAACAGAGAUUUGAACAAAGCACUGAACAAAAGCUAUGAAGAAAUACAGGAGAGGGUUCAGAUUAUACCAGAGUCUACAAAAGACCUUGUAGACCUCCAAGAUUACUUGAAAGUUUCCAAUGACAUAACAGUUUACAAACUACAAGACAGAGUAACUGAAGCCAGCCACCGAUUGAUGUUCCUCCUAGAUUAUGCUGACUUUCCUUAUGAGGACAUUAAACUGAACACAGUAACAUUUCACUGGCCAGCCCAGAUCACAAAUGUGUUGGAGCAUAGCCAGGGUAGGAUCAUGAACAAGAGAGAUCAGAUCGAAGAGGAGCUCAAGAAACGAGUGGCUGCCUUCGAAAUUAAAAUUGAUAGCUAUGUCAAGGAAGUUGAAUCAUUUAAAAAGAAAGAGUUUAUGAGUUCAGAGGAGAUGAAGAUGAAUGUUGAAACUCUGACUCACCUCCAUGAAAACCUUGAGGCAGCUCGGACUGAGCUGGAAGGGCUCCAAGAUGAACAGAAACUCUUGGAAUGGGAGAUAACUGAAUUCCCACAACUGGCCUCCAUGUUUCAAAUUAAGGAGCCCUAUGACAAACUUUGGAGAACUGCUUACAAUUUCUAUCUCAAAAAUGAACUUUGGACACAUGGACCAUUCAAGAACUUGAACUCUGAAGAGAUUGAGAAUGAAGUGAGUGAAAUGUGGCGCACCAUGUACAAACUGACCAAAGCCUUUGCUGACCAGCCUGGUCCACGCCACAUUGCCAACAGUGUGAAGACAAAAAUUGACAAGUUCAAGACUAACAUGCCCAUUCUGCAGACCAUCUGUAACCCUGGCAUCAGAGGCAGGCAUUGGGAUCAGAUGAGUGAAAUUGUUGGCUUUGAUAUCAGACCACAAGAAGAGACCUCGCUAUCAACCAUGUUGGAAUAUGGCCUUCACAAACAUCUUGAAAAGCUGGAAGAAAUUGGUGGAAGUGCAGCCAAAGAAUAUUCUCUGGAGAAAGCCCUGACCAAGAUGAAAGAUGACUGGAAAGAUUUGAAGUUUGAACUUGUGGCAUACAGAGAUACUGGUGUCAGUAUCCUCAGUGCACUGGAUGACAUACAAGCCUUGCUUGAUGACAACAUCGUCAAAGCCCAGACCAUGAGAGGGUCUCCGUUUAUCAAACCUUUUGAAAGUGAAAUGCGACAAUGGGAGGAAAAACUGGUUUUGAUGCAAGACAUCAUUGACGAGUGGCUGAAGGUGCAAGCAACUUGGCUAUACCUAGAGCCUAUUUUUAGCUCUGAAGACAUCAUGGCCCAAAUGCCUGAAGAGGGUCGCAAGUUUGGUAUUGUGGACAGCUACUGGAGAGACAUCAUGAAAGAAACCAGUCAGGACACCAACUGUCUAGUAGCCACAGGUCAGAACAACAUGUUGGGUCGCUUGCGUGAGGCUAAUGUUUUGUUGGAAGAUAUUCAAAAGGGGCUUAAUGCCUACUUGGAGAAGAAGAGGCUGUAUUUCCCAAGGUUCUUUUUCCUAUCAAAUGAUGAGCUGUUGGAGAUCUUGUCUGAAACCAAAGAUCCAAUGAGAGUACAGCCACACUUGAAGAAAUGUUUUGAGGGAAUCUCCAAGCUGGAGUUCACAGAAAAUGAGGAAAUCAUUGGCAUGAUUUCUGCUGAAAAUGAAACUGUUCCAUUCUGUACAUCCAUCUUUCCAGCAAAAGCAAAGGGCAUGGUAGAGAAAUGGCUGCUUCAAGUUGAAGAUGUCAUGAUAAACAGUUUAAGAAAAGUCAUCAAUGAUUCUAUAUCUGCGUACAAGACGACACAUCGCAAACGUUGGGUGGUGGAAUGGGCAGGUCAAGUAGUCUUAUGUGUCAGCAGUUUAUACUGGACAACAGAGGUCACAGACUCAAUGAAAAAUGAAAAUGGUCUAAAGAUUUAUUUAGAGCGCUGCAAUCGGCAGAUUGACCAGAUCGUUGAACUGGUCAGAGGAAAACUGGACAGUGGGACCAGAGUGACACUUGGGGCUCUUAUUGUCAUUGAUGUACAUGCCAGAGAUGUGUUGGCCCACCUGACCAAGAACAACAUCAGAAGUCCACAGGACUUCAACUGGAUCUCACAGAUGAGAUACUACACAGACAACAAAGACAUCUUCGUCCACAUGAUAACAACAGAGAUAGCUUAUGGCUACGAGUACCUGGGCAACUCACCACGUCUCGUCAUCACCCCACUGACAGACAGGUGUUACAGAACACUGAUGGGUGCUUUGAAAUUAAAUUUGGGAGGUGCACCUGAGGGACCAGCUGGUACAGGCAAAACUGAAACCAGCAAAGAUCUGGCAAAAGCUGUAGCCAAACAGUGCGUUGUGUUCAACUGCUCAGAUGGCCUGGACUACAAGGCUAUGGGAAAGUUCUUCAAAGGACUUGCACAAGCCGGUGCGUGGGCUUGUUUUGAUGAAUUCAAUCGUAUCGAGCUGGAGGUGCUGUCUGUCAUUGCCCAGCAGAUACAGAGCAUCCAGCAAGCCAUUGCUGCCCAUCUCAAGAGGUUUAUAUUUGAAGGGACUGAACUCUCACUGAACCCAACCUGCACUAUAUUUAUCACCAUGAAUCCUGGCUAUGCUGGCCGACAAGAGUUGCCAGAUAAUCUUAAAGUUUUGUUCCGUACAGUGGCCAUGAUGGUCCCUGAUUAUGGCAUGAUUGGUGAAAUACAGCUCUACUCCAUGGGAUUUGUAGAUGCUAGAAGCCUGGCCAACAAAAUUGUUGCCGUUUACCGCUUGUGCUCCGAGCAGCUGUCCUCCCAGCACCAUUACGACUACGGCAUGCGUGCCGUCAAGUCAGUACUGACAGCAGCUGGCAACUUGAAGCUCAAGUAUCCCAACCAAGACGAGGCCGUCCUGCUGCUCAAGGCCAUCAGUGAUGUCAACUUACCCAAAUUUUUGGCUCAGGAUGUCCCGUUGUUUGAGGGCAUCAUCUCUGACUUGUUCCCUGGGGUUCAACUGCCCCAGCCUGACUACGGUGUUUUCCUUGACACCAUGAAGGAAGUGAUUGCCAAAAGAGAAUUACAACCAAAUGAGUUCUUCAUUAGCAAAGUGAUCCAGAUUUAUGAAAUGAUUCUUGUGCGCCAUGGAAUGAUGAUUGUUGGUGAACCACUGGGUGGUAAAACACAAGCAUAUCAAGUUCUAGCUGAUACUCUGGGAGACCUGAUGGACUCCAAAUUGUAUGAAGAGUUCCGCACUGUAUACCGUAUCAUUAAUCCUAAAGCCAUUACCAUGGGACAACUUUAUGGCUGCUUUGAUCCAGUCUCCCAUGAGUGGUCAGAUGGUGUUCUAGCCAACACGUUUAGAGAGUAUGCCAGCAACCAGGACAGCUACAGGAAGUGGAUUCUGUUUGAUGGUCCUGUGGAUGCUGUCUGGAUUGAAAACAUGAACACCGUACUGGAUGACAAUAAAAAGCUGUGCCUGAUGAGUGGUGAGAUCAUCCAGAUGAACAACAAGAUGAACCUGAUCUUUGAGCCUGCUGAUCUGGAACAGGCUUCUCCAGCCACUGUCAGCCGUUGUGGCAUGGUGUACCUAGAGCCCCACCAGAUGGGCUGGCGGCCCAGCGUGCAGUCCUACAUGAUGUACCGGCUGCCAAAGAAGCUCAGGCAGGAGCAGAAGGAGCUGGUCCAAGAUCUUUUUGAUUGGUUGGUGGAGCCUUGUCUUGACUUUGUCAAGCGCAGCUGCAAGACAUUUAUUCCCACCUCAGAAAUCCACCAGGUUCACAUGCUGAUGCAUCUCUACACCUCGAUGAUGGAUGAAAUUAUUGAGACCUGUAAAGCCUUACCUGACGAAGGUGCCCCAGAAUCCCAGGAACACAACCCUGAACACCUAACACAGCAACAGAUAACACUCUGGCUGCAAGGCAUGUUCCUGUUCUGUAUAGUCUGGACCAUUGGGGGUACUGUCAUGGCUGACAGCAAGAAAGCUUUUGAUGAGUUUUUCCGCACACUCAUCAGCGGAGUGGAUGACAACCACCCAAAGCCCAAGAGCAUCAAAAUCACAAAGAGCAACACCUUCCCAGAGAGAAACACAGUUUUUGAUUUUGCUUUCCAAAAGAAAAGUGGGGGUGGUUGGAUUGACUGGAUGGACACCAUUGAUAAGUCACACCUCAUUAUACCACCAGGGUCAAAGGUGAGCACACUAACAAUUCCUACAGCAGAAACAGCGAGGCAGCAAUAUUUCCUCAACCUGUACAUGACACACGAGGUUCCCCUGCUUGUGAUUGGUCCAACGGGGACGGGCAAGUCUGCCAUCACCAACAGCUACCUGCUGGCUCUGCCUAAGGAAUCGUACAUCCCUAACUGCAUCAACUUCUCAGCCAGAACUUCAGCCAACCAGACACAGGAUAUUAUCAUGUCUAAGUUAGACAGGCGCCGUAAAGGUGUGUUUGGUCCUCCAAUGGGCAAGAAGUCUGUAGUUUUUGUGGAUGACCUGAACAUGCCAGCUAAAGAAAAGUAUGGAGCCCAGCCUCCAAUUGAGCUUCUAAGACAAUGGAUUGACCAUGGGCAUUGGUAUGACAAAAAGGACACAUCCAAGCUUUUCCUGACAGAUGUGUUGUUUGUCAGUGCUAUGGGCCCUCCCGGUGGAGGCAGGAAUGACAUCACAUCCAGAUUCACUCGCCAUCUCAACAUCAUCGCCAUUGAUGAAUUUGAAGACAACAUCAUGACAAAAAUAUUUACCUCCAUCACUGACUGGCACUUUGCUAAUGGCUUUGAAGCCAGUUUUGUCAGGAAUGGAAAACUCCUGGUGUCUGCCACCAUGGGGGUCUACAAAGAUGCCAUCGCCAACUUCCUGCCCACGCCAUCCAAAUCUCAUUACGUCUUCAACCUGCGAGACUUUGCCAGAGUCAUCCGAGGAGUUCUACUGGUGCCCGCCACUGAGAUGAGCGAGAUGGAUAAACUACUGAGGCUGUGGGUCCAUGAAGUGUACAGGGUUUUCUACGAUCGUCUCAUUGAUGAUAAUGACAGGAACAUGUUUUUCAAGAUAGUAAAAAACAAUUGUCAAGAUAGUUUCAAGCAAAACAUUGACAAAAUUCUUGGACACCUGUCAAAAAGUGGCAAAGUAACUGAUGCUGACAUCCGAAGUCUUUUCUUUGGGGACUAUUUUAACCCAGAGAACAGGGUGUACACAGAGAUCACAGAUCUCAAGGAGCUGACUGUUGUCAUGGAGCAUUAUCUAGAUGAGUACAACAUAGUGAGCAAAGCCCCCAUGAAGUUAGUCAUGUUCAAGUUUGCUAUUGAGCACAUGUCUCGCGUGAGUCGUGUGCUGCUGCAGGACAAUGGGCAUGCCCUACUUGUGGGUAUUGGUGGCUCAGGCCGUCAAAGUGCUGCCAAGUUGGCUUCAUUCAUGGCCGAUUUUGAGCUCUUCCAAAUUGAAAUUACCAAAAACUACAGCAAUACUGACUGGAGAGAGGAUCUGAAAAAGCUCCUGCGAAAAACAGGAGUAGAAGGAAAACCAACAGUCUUCCUGUUUUCUGACAACCAAAUUAAAGACGAAUCCUUCAUGGAGGACAUCAGUAUGAUCUUGAACACGGGAGAUGUACCAAACAUCUUUGCCAGUGAUGAGAAAGCUGAUGUCAUUGAGAAAAUGCAAAGCGUGGCGAGGAAUGAGGGUCGUAACAUGGAUGGGACCCCGCUUGCCAUGUACAACUUUUUUAUAGACCGCGUGAAACAGCAUUUGCACAUUGUGCUGGCAAUGUCACCUAUUGGAGAUGCCUUCAGAAACAGGCUGAGGAUGUUCCCAUCUCUCAUCAACUGUUGCACCAUUGAUUGGUUCCAGGCGUGGCCUGAAGAUGCCCUUGAGAUGGUAGCCAACAAAUUCCUGGAAGAGAUUGAAAUGGAAGAUACCCUCAAGCUGGAGACUGUCAGCAUGUGCAAACACUUCCACGAAUCCGUCAGGGUUGCCUCGGAAAAAUACUUUGAAACACUGAGGCGCCAUAACUACGUGACACCAACUUCCUAUCUGGAGCUGAUCUUGACCUUCAAGUCCCUGCUAACAAUCAAGCGAGAUGAGCUGAUGAUGAUGAAAAACCGUUACCUGGUGGGUCUGGAGAAAUUAGACUUUGCCGCGUCGCAGGUCUCCGUAAUGCAGCAGGAACUGACUGACCUGCAGCCUGAGUUGAUCAAGACGUCGGCUGACACGGAGAAGCUGAUGGUGAAGAUUGAACAAGACACAGUGGAGGUGGAGGCUAAGAAAGAGGUUGUGGCUGCUGAUGAAGCCGUAGCUAACGAAGCUGCUGCAGCUGCUCAAGCCAUUAAAGAUGACUGUGAAGGUGACCUUGCGGAGGCAAUUCCAGCUUUAGAAGCUGCUAUUACAGCUUUAAAUACUCUCAAACCAGCUGAUAUUUCCACAGUCAAAGCUAUGAAGAAUCCCCCACCUGCUGUAAAGCUUGUCAUGGAAUCAGUGUGUGUAAUGUUAGGCAUCAAGUCUGAGCGCAAACCAGACCCAUCUGGCUCAGGGAAGAUGAUAGAGGACUACUGGGGUCCCUCCAUGAAACUCUUGGGGGAUCUCCGAUUUUUGGAUCGACUGAAAACUUAUGACAAGGACAAUAUAGCGCCACCAAUUAUCAAAAGAAUUAGAGACAAAUACAUCGCCAAUCCUGAGUUUGACCCAAGCUUGAUCAGGAAUGCCUCAAUGGCGUGUGAAGGCCUAUGCAAGUGGGUGCGGGCCAUGGACAUCUAUGAUAAAGUUGCCAAAGUUGUGGCCCCUAAAAAGGCCAAACUGGCAGAAGCAGAAGGAGAACUGGCCGUCCAGAUGGAAAAAUUAAAUGAGAAGAGAGCACAACUGCAAGCAGUAACAGACAAACUCCAAGCCCUGAAUGAUGAAUUUGAAGUGAUGACUCAGAAGAAAAAAGACCUGGAGAGCAACAUUGACCUCUGCUCAAAGAAACUUGACCGAGCAGAAAAAUUGAUUGGGGGUCUGGGUGGGGAGAAAGACAGAUGGACCGAGGCGGCCAAAGCUCUGGGUGACCUGUACAUCAACAUCACGGGUGAUGUGCUCAUCUCAUCUGGUGUGGUCGCCUACCACGGCGCCUUCACUGUCGACUUCCGUCAGAUGAUGAUGAAAGAAUGGCACGAGCAGUGUAUCAAGAGGAAAAUUCCUUGCUCAAAGGUGUUUUCCCUUAGUUCAACGCUCGGUGAGCCAGUCAAGAUCAGGGCAUGGAACAUCGCUGGGUUACCCGUGGAUGCGUUCAGUGUUGACAAUGGCAUCAUUGUGUCCAAAUCCAGAAGAUGGCCACUCAUGAUUGAUCCUCAAGGUCAGGCCAACAAGUGGGUGAAGAACAUGGAGAAAGCCAACAAGCUGAACAUCAUCAAACUCUCAGACGCCAACUACAUGCGCACCCUGGAGAACAGCAUCCAGUUUGGAACUCCCAUCCUGCUGGAGAACGUGGCGGAGGAGCUUGACCCCAUUCUAGAACCUGUUCUACAAAAGCUGACCUUCAAACAGCAGGGUGUAGACUACAUUCGCCUUGGUGACAAUGUUGUGGAAUAUUCUAAUGAAUUUAAGAUGUACAUCACAACUGGUCUGAGGAACCCUCACUACCUGCCUGAGGUGUCCGUCAAAGUGUGCCUGCUCAACUUCAUGAUAACCCCACAAGGUCUAGAGGACCAGCUCCUGGGUAUUGUUGCUGCUAAAGAGAAACCAGAUCUGGAAGAAAAGAAAAAUCAGUUGAUCCUGGAGAGCGCUGCCAACAGAAAACAAUUGAAAGAAAUUGAAGACAAAAUUCUAGAAGUUCUCUCAUCAUCACAGGGUAAUAUUUUGGAAGAUGAAACUGCCAUCAAAGUUCUCUCAUCAUCUAAAGUUCUGUCUGAGGAAAUCAGUGCCAAGCAAGAGAUUGCCGUGGCCACUGAAAAAGAAAUUGAUGAAACAAGAAACGGCUACAAGCCUGUGGCCGUACACUCCUCCAUCUUGUUUUUCUGCAUCUCAGAACUGGCAAACAUAGAGCCCAUGUACCAGUACUCACUUACCUGGUUUAUUAACCUUUAUCUACAGUCCAUCAUCAACAGCAAACGUUCUGAGGAACUGAAUGAAAGAAUCAGCAACUUGAAUGACCACUUUACAAACAGUAUCUACAACAAUGUGUGCCGCUCGCUGUUUGAAAAAGACAAACUGCUCUUCUCUUUCCUCUUGUGUAUUGGUAUUAUGAAGGGAGAAGGGAAAGUUGAUGAAAAUGCCUGGCGUUUCUUGCUGACCGGUGGCGUUGCUCUUGAGAAUUUGCUGCCCAACCCAGCCCCUACCUGGCUGUCAGACAAAGCAUGGUCAGAGAUUGUCAGAGCAUCAAAGUUACCAAACCUUCAUGGACUACAUGAUCACGUGACAAAACAAACAGAUGCCUGGAAAAAAUUCUACGACAACUCCACCCCCCACAACUACAAACUCCCCAGCCCCUGGGACGCAGUCGGUGGCCUGGACUCCAUGAUCAUCCUCAGGUGUUUCAGGCCUGACAAAAUUGUGCCGGCUGUUCAAAAUUUCAUUGUGGAAAACAUGGGACAGUCUUUCAUUGAGCCUCCGACCUUUGACCUGCCAGGGUCGUUUGCUGACUCCAACUGUUGUGCCCCAUUGAUAUUUAUUCUCUCCCCUGGGGCUGACCCCAUGAUGGCCCUGUUGAAGUUUGGAGAGGACAAGGGCUACAAGGGCAACAUGAUCCAGACCAUUUCACUGGGCCAAGGACAGGGACCAAUCGCCUCUAAAAUGAUUGACAGAGCAAUCAGUGAUGGCUCUUGGGUCGUCCUUCAGAACUGUCACCUGGCAACCAGCUGGAUGCCAAGACUGGAGAAGAUCUGUGAGGAGGUGAUUGUGCCUGAAACAACCAAUGAAGACUUCAGACUUUGGCUAACAAGUUAUCCGUCUGAUAGUUUCCCAGUUUCCAUUUUACAAAACGGAGUCAAAAUGACCAAUGAACCACCAAAAGGGUUGCGAGCGAAUUUGAUUCGGUCUUACCUCAAUGAUCCAAUAUCAGACCCUGCCUUCUGGGAUGGCUGCAACAAACCUAAAGCAUGGCAUAAGAUGCUGUUUGGGCUCUGCUUCUUCCAUGCUUUAGUUCAAGAGAGGCGCAAGUUUGGACCACUAGGAUGGAACAUCCCUUAUGAAUUUAAUGAAUCUGAUCUUAGGAUCAGUAUGAGACAGAUGCAGAUGUUCCUUAAUGACUAUGAUGACCUCCCUUUGCCAGCCUUGACCUAUUUAACUGGCGAAUGUAAUUAUGGAGGUCGUGUAACAGAUGAUAAAGAUCGACGUCUGCUUACCUCAUUGCUUUCUGUUUUCUACUGCGAAAAAAUUGUCAAUGAUGACAAAUACAAACUGUCAUCUAGUGGCCUGUACAGCGCACCACCAGAAGGCUCAUACCAAAGCUAUGUUGACUACUUGCGUAGCCUGCCCUUCAUUGCUUUACCAGAGGUUUUUGGUCUGCAUGAGAAUGCUGAUAUUACCAAAGAUAAUAAGGAAACUAACUUGUUAUUUGAAAGUAUUUUACUCACUCUGCCCCGACAAACUGGAGGAGGUGGUCAGUCAUCCGGUGAUGCAAUGCAAAACCUGGCUUCUGAUAUUCUCAGCAAGUUACCAAAGAAUUUUGAUCUGGAAUUUGUAAUGAAUAAAUAUCCUGUGGUGUAUGAUGAGUCCAUGAACACCGUACUGAGACAGGAGUUGAUCAGAUUCAACAGCCUCACUUCUGUUGUGAGGAAAACUUUGGUCAACAUGCAGAAAGCCAUAAAGGGUCUUGUUGUAAUGUCGUCGGAGUUAGAGGAAGUUUUUAACAGCAUGCUCGUUGGCAAAGUACCUGCCUCCUGGGCAUCAAAAUCUUACCCUAGUCUUAAACCUCUGGGUAGUUAUGUUGCUGACCUUUUGGCCAGAUUAAAGUUUUUCCAAGACUGGAUUGAUCAUGGAGCACCAGCAACAUUCUGGUUGUCUGGUUUUUAUUUCACUCAGUCUUUCCUCACAGGUGUGUCACAGAAUUAUGCCAGAAAAACAACCACACCCAUUGACCUUGUGGGUUUUGAGUUCGAAGUCUUGAAAGAAACGAAAACAACCAAACCAGAAGAUGGUGCUUUUGUUUACGGACUUUUUAUGGAGGGAGCAAAGUGGGACAGAGAAAAAAUGUUGAUUGGAGAGUCUGCCCCCAAAAUAUUGUUUGACCACAUGCCACUUAUUUGGCUGGUACCCAACAGGAUUGACCUGUUUAAGAAAAUUCCCAGCUACACAUGUCCAGUCUACAAGACAAGUGCCAGACGUGGCACAUUGUCCACUACUGGUCACUCGACCAACUUUGUUAUGUAUAUAUUGUUGCCGUCUGACAAACCUGAGAACCAUUGGAUCAACAGGGGAGUUGCCUGCCUUUGUCAGCUGGACGACUAAUGAAAACUUGUGCAAAUCUUCACACUUGAGUGCUUUUAACUACAACAUCCUCAUGUUGGAAAUGUGAAUUCAAUGUUGUAUAAUCUUCUAAUACUUGCUCUAAAUAUAAUUUUUUUUAAAUGAUUUCAAUAAAAAAUCAUGUAAUUAAAUGUGCAUUAGAAUAAUUUGAUUAACAUUAUAUUAGUUGUUUUUUAACAGUCAGUACACAAAGCAAUUUUUUAGUAUGCCAUUUGAAAUAUUUAUGAUUGACGAUAUAUUUUUUUAUAAGAGAAAUUUACAGAUAUUAAUUACUGACAAAAUGAGAGAUAUUUGUUUUCUUUACAUAUUGUGAAUACGUUAUUUUUUUUUGUUGUGGUAUAUUUUUUUAUUAUGUUAAUCAGAAUAAUAUCAGUGUAAGAUUGGAGCUCCAGCACUGAGAGCUUUAUUGUGCCAUUUGACAGUAUUGUGGCAUUUGACAAUGUUUGUCAAAGCUGUUUUAUUUUAUAUAUAUUUUAUCAGGACUGUAAUCCAUAUUAGCAUAUAAACAGCAUUCAUUUGUUUGGUUUUUCAGUAUUUUUAUUUUGUUGGCGAGUCGUUAUUUUAGUUCAGAAAUACUGUGUUAAAUAAUGUUGUCCAUAUAUACAUAAUGUAUUUAUAAAUGAUCAAAACAGAGCCUUAUUUUAUACUGAUGGAAACACAUAGGUUGUGUUUAAGGCAGUCAAGCAUGUUUUUAAUGUGGUAAUCACUGCUGACUUAUUCAAACUGUUUUCAAGUUUUACUGCUGUAUCCCAAUGAUUUAUAUCUUUUGAAAGUCUAUUUCUUCAGCUACUUUUGAUAUAUUUGAAUAUAUUCAUGAUAAAUUCUAGAUAGUAGUGAUACCCUACUGAACUAGACUGUUUAUACAAAUGACUGCUUUUUUAUAUUAUAUCCUUCUAUUUGAUAUCAUUGUAUUGACAACAAGCUGUGAUAUUUACUGUGUGAUGAUAAAUGAAUUCAAUAAAGUGAUAUAAAUUUACA
Physella acuta is the source of this 13440-nucleotide messenger RNA. RefSeq names its product dynein axonemal heavy chain 3. Gene Ontology annotation, cellular component: dynein complex. Gene Ontology annotation, biological process: microtubule-based movement. Gene Ontology annotation, molecular function: minus-end-directed microtubule motor activity; dynein light intermediate chain binding; ATP hydrolysis activity. NCBI's taxonomy places the organism in Eukaryota, Metazoa, Mollusca, Gastropoda, Physidae. The record is from RefSeq and is a predicted model, not a curated record.